AUGUUGCGUAUUCAGAUGAUGACGACUGGGGAAGAGGUGGCGUGCCUGGAGCCGGAGAAGUUGCUGAGUAUUGCCGGCGCCACUGCUACGGGCCACGUGCGCGCCCUAAAUCUCCAUCUCCAAAAGCUCUGUGGGCAUAACCGGUUUCGACAACGGCUCCUGCAAGAAGACGGGCAGAUUUUGCCCGAAGAGGCGGUUCUGGAAGCACCUUGCCUAUUGCACCUGGUAAUUCUGGACUUUGCCGAGACUUCUGUCGGUGAUAUUGACAGGCUGCUCCAUGCAGCGGAAGCAGACGAUGCAAUGCAAGUAGAAACGAUCUUGCAGCGACCCCAAGAUCCAAACCGAACGGCGCAACACAACAUGACAGCUUUGCACGUUGCAGCUAGGUCUGACAGGCAAGUCGCCACAAGGCUGCUGCUCGAAGCUGGUGCGGCCACCGACCAAGUUGAAGACCGUGGAGCCACGCCACUGAUCUUCGCUGCAUACAACGGCCACUUGGAAGUGGCACGUUUGUUGUUGGAGUUUGGUGCGGGCAAGGACCCGGCGAUGCCAGAUGGAGCCACACCACUUUUUCUCGCAGCCCAGAACGGCCAUUUGGAAGUGGCACGUUUGUUGCUGGAGUUUGGUGCGGACAAGGACCUGGCCGAUGCACAUGGAGCCACGCCACUUUCCAUGGCAGCUUACCAUGGCCGCUUGGAAGUGGCACGUUUGUUGUUGGAGUUUGGUGCGGACAAGGACCCGGCGAGGUCAGAUGGAGCCACACCACUUUUUCUCGCAGCCCAGAACGGCCAUUUGGAAGUGGCACGCUUGCUGCUGGAGUUUGGUGCGGACAAGGACGUGGCCGAUGCACAUGGAGCCACGCCACUUUCCAUGGCAGCUUACAACGGCCACUUGGAAGUGGCACGUUUGUUGCUGGAGUUUGGUGCCGACAAGGACCUGCCGAUUUCAGAUGGAGCCACGCCACUGUACAUCGCCGCUGAGAUCGGCCACUUGGAAGUCGCACGAUUGUUGCUGGAGUUUGGCGCAGACAAGGACCUGGUCUUCGCAAAUGGAGCCACGCCAUUGUACAUUGCAGCUGAGAACGGCCACUUGGAAGUGGCACGUUUGUUGCUGGAGUUUGGUGCGGACAAGGACCUGGCGACUUCUGAUGGGGCCACGCCACUUUUCAUCGCAACUCGGAACGGCCACAUGGAAGUGGCUCUCUUGUUGCGAUGA
Molecule: messenger RNA, 1215 nt
Organism: Symbiodinium natans
Lineage: Eukaryota; Dinophyceae; Suessiales; Symbiodiniaceae
Source: the annotation of a GenBank genome assembly